Capsicum annuum is the source of this 1382-nucleotide messenger RNA. Its product is annotated as protein BOBBER 1. Gene Ontology annotation, biological process: protein folding. The record is from RefSeq and is a predicted model, not a curated record. Gene Ontology annotation, cellular component: cytoplasm. Bases 190 to 1113 code for a protein of 307 amino acids. The transcript is spliced from 6 exons. Lineage: Eukaryota; Viridiplantae; Streptophyta; Magnoliopsida; Solanales; Solanaceae.
AAGAAAAAUUAAAAUUAAAAUAAUAAUAAAAAUAAAAUUUUUUUAAGGGUCUUCUAGAAUUCUCCGCGCUGUUUUUUAGAUUUGAGCAAGAAGUUUCUACACUUGUUUUCAUUCUUUAGUCUUCUUCAUAUACUCAAAACUCUUUCAAUCCAGCGGCAAAACCCUAACCCUAAUCCCCAAUUUCUCUCAAUGGCGAUAAUUUCCGAUUACGAGGAGCAAGAUACCAAGCCGCCAUCAUCAUCGGCGUCGUCAUCAAAGUCGGCACCGGCAAAGCCGUUUAAGGCGGUGCUUGAUCCUGCUAACCCUCUAGGGUUUCUCGAAGCGGCCUUCGAGUUUGUUGGCCGGGAAUCCGAUCUGUUCAAGAGUGAUUCGUUGAUUAAUGAUGUCAGUGCUGUUGUACGUAUGGUGAAAGAUAAGUUGGAAACGGAGGAGCGGAAGAAGAAAGUGGAGGUAGAAGCAGAGAAAGCGAAGGCGGCGGCGGAGAAGAAGAAGGUCAAGAAGGAGGAGGCUCCCGUUACUGCUUCUAAGGACGAGGUUAAAGAGUCUAAAGGGAAAAUAGUUAAGGAGACUAAGGAAGAGGAUGACAAGAAGGGUUCUAGAGUUCCCAACAAGAGCAAUGGCCUUGAUCUUGAGAACUACACAUGGGGUCAAUCACUACAGGAAGUCAGUAUUUAUAUUCCCGUGCCUCAAGGAACAAAAUCAAGGUUUAUUGUUUGUGAUAUAUCAAGGAACCGUCUGAAAGUUGGACUAAAGGGUCAGCCUCCAAUAAUUGAUGGAGAACUAUAUCGACCUGUGAAAGUUGAUGAUUGUUUCUGGAGCUUAGAGGAUCAGAAAUCCAUAUCUGUUCUCCUAACCAAGAAGGACCAGAUGGAAUGGUGGAAGUGCUGUGUGAAAGGUGAGCCUGAAAUUGACACGCAGAAAGCAGAACCUGAAAAUAGCAAGCUAUCAGAUUUGGACCCCGAGACACGAUCAACUGUGGAAAAGAUGAUGUUUGAUCAGCGACAGAAAUCCAUGGGUCUUCCAACAAGUGAUGAGACGCAGAAACAAGAGCUUCUCAAGAAAUUUAUGGCAGAGCAUCCUGAAAUGGACUUCUCGAAGGCGAAGAUAUCCUGAUAUGCUGGUAUUUUGCUUGACAGUGUUGUUGCUAAUUGGAUCAUAUUUCCUGGUGGGGAGAAGCUAAAUCAUCUUUUUUUGUCAAUGUCUUGUACUUUGCUCUGUUAUUGGGAUAGUGCAACCUUGGAAAUUUUGUGCAUUGAGCUGCUUAUAUCUGAUAGGUUUCUUUUUGAGAAACUUUGGGGGUUGUCUAGCCAUAAUUGGUUGUAACAGAUUACUAGAACUUUAGCUACUGGAUUUUACCAUAUUCAAUCAAACUUGCUUAUGCC